This is a messenger RNA of Peromyscus eremicus (cactus mouse), 1191 nucleotides long. RefSeq names its product mitochondrial ribosomal protein L53 (gene Mrpl53). Gene Ontology annotation, cellular component: mitochondrial large ribosomal subunit. The transcript is spliced from 3 exons. Bases 532 to 897 code for a protein of 121 amino acids. NCBI's taxonomy places the organism in Eukaryota, Metazoa, Chordata, Mammalia, Rodentia, Cricetidae. The record is from RefSeq and is a predicted model, not a curated record.
GGAGGCCAAAGCAAGCUACAUGCUUUCUCUUGAAUCCCGGGAACAAGGCUAAAGUUAAUUCAUGAGGAAACACAGAUGGAGCAAGCAUUUCUACACGUGGGGGGCCUGUCUUAACCCUUCCUGGUUUCUAUUUUCAGUCAUGAGGCUGUAGGACUGUGACAACAUUUAAGCUUUGGCUGUACAGUUACCAGGCUUCCUGGUAGGUGGACAAUCCCUGCUGUGGUAAUCCCCUCGUUGGAAGGAGCCAGGAUUUAGGAUGGUGUUGACCUAGAUGUAGCAGGCAGGAUACUGAAGGGGAAAGCUGCAGGAGACGACGUAUUUUCGUGCAAACGGGGGGUUUUUGCACAUUCACUGUCUACGCCGUGUGUGGCACAGGGUACUGCUAAGGGCUGAGGAAUUUGCGACCCGCCCACUCUGGAUCCCUCGGCGGCCCAGGAGGGCAACCGCUAAAAAGUCCCGCAGAGGCCGCCGGAAGCGGUCCGUUUCCAUAAAGCGAUCCCCAGCCCUACUCCUUCCGGGCCAGAGGGAACCAUGGCGGCGGCUUUAGCUCGGCUCGGACUGCGGCCGGUCAAGCUGGUUCGAGUUCAGUUCUGCCCGUUUGAGAAGAACGUGGAGGCGACAAGGACCUUUCUCCAGGCGGUGAGCAGCGAAAAAGUCCGUGCCACGAACCUCAACUGUUCGGUGAUCGCCGACGUGAGGCACGACGGCUCCGAGCCCUGCGUGGACGUGUUGUUCGGAGAUGGGUAUCGGCUGAUUAUGCGGGGCGCCCACCUCACCGCUCAGGAAAUGUUCACUGCCUUGGCCUCCCACAUCCGGGUCAGGAACGCAGCGGCAGCCGCGGCAGCAUCGGGAUCCAGCGCAGACAAGCCCGGCGCAGUUACUGGUACCCGGCGCUGACAUUGCUUAAGAGUCCAACAACCGAAUGUUAGCUUGGAACUAAAGACAGUUGUCUAAGAAGAACUGGGCUUAAUCACUCACAACGCUGCGUGGAGGUCACGAAACAGACUGAUGGUUCAAGGAAACCUGACACUUACCAGUGCUUUGGGGGCAACAUAAGUAAGAUUAGGUGGUGGAGGGUCAGGACAAAUUUGAAUUUUUCUUUCUCCUCUUCCCUCACAGCUUAACCAUAUUUGAGUUUGGCUUCAUCUGUUACCCAAGUACCUUUUAAUUAAAUAUUUAUUGCCAAAUGAA